UUUGAACAGCCGCUGCGAGCGCAUAGAACAGCAGCAGCAGCAGCAGCAGCACGCGACGAGCUGCAGCAACUAGCAGUAAAAAAUAGAAAAAGAAAACAUAUUCAAAAUAAUAAAAAAAAAAAACGCAACGAACUGAAUAAAAUUAAAAAAAAAAAUUAACGAAAAUCGGUCUAUUUUUUUUUGCUGUGCAAACAAGCGACACAGUGUUGUAAAUUGUCGAAAGAAAUAAAUAUUGCAAAUUGUAAAAAUAUUAAAAUAUAUUUAAAUAUUGUAAUUGUGUGGUGAGUGUUUUUUUUUUUUUGGGGCCAAAGCCAAAAGUGUUUUCGGAGCAUUAAAAUAAACUAGCAGCUCCCAGAAGAUGGGCAACGCCGGCUACUCUUGCAUCCGCCGCACCUUUUGCUGGCUCAACAUCAUUUUGUGGCUGUGCAGCUGCGCCUUCCUUGGAGCCGGCCUGUGGCUGCGCCUCAGCUAUGAAGGCUACGCAACGCUGCUGCCACAGCACGCGGGUCUGAGCGCGGACACGAUCUUCAUGUGCAUUGGCGGCAUCGGAUUUGUGGUCAGUUUCUUUGGCUGCUGCGGCGCUUGGGUACAGUCUCGCUGUCUGCUAGUGUUGUACUUUAUGCUGAUCGUGAUGCUGUUCAUGAGCGAGUUCCUGGUCGGCUCCAUUGCGUUCCUCUUCCGCGGCGGACUCGGACGCACGCUGGCCAACGAGCUGCGCUUCGGCAUCGAGCGCCAUUACAAUGCCAGCGAUCGGGGCUCGCUGGUGGCGCCAUCUGUGGCUGCCAUUUGGGACAGUGUGCAGCAGUCGUUUGAAUGCUGCGGCGUGUCGUCGUACGAGGAUUGGUAUGACAUACAGUCGUGGAGCGGCAAGCGUUGGGUGCCGGACUCCUGCUGCCGCCAGCUGUACGAUCAAAGACAGCUGAUCACCGAGGGCUCCGGGGAUGGGGUGAUGCGCGUGGAUUGCGGCAGAUCCGAGAAUCCCACCUUGUGGUGGGACAAGGGCUGCGCCCAUUCGCUGCAGGGCUGGUUCAAUGGCCAGCUAAAUGUGGUCGGAGCCAUCGGACUGGGCAUUGCGUUUGUCCAGCUCUUCGGGCUGAUCACCUCGAUGCUGUUGUUCUGCACGGUGAAGCACAAGAAGGUCUCCGACACGUACAAGUCGUACUCGCCCUCAAUUGAUCCGCAGACGCGCACCAGCAGCUGGGAGGAUUGAACUCGUCUCUAGCUAGAUCCGAUCCUCCGCGACAUGGAGAAUUUCUAAAGCAAGGCGCCGGGACACAGGCUAUUGCAUAUAUUAUUCCCCCCCCCCACACCACCAUCACCCUGUACCCCCAUUUUUUUAGUAUUAUUAUAUUUUUUUUUUCUUCUGCGAAAUGUGCCAAAAAUUAAUUUAAAUAUCUUCAUUUUUUUUCUGAACUUUGUAUUAUUAGAAAAAUGCUAAGGCGAAAAAAUAUCUGAAGCGAGGCGAAAAAGCAAGCUGAGCCCAAAGCUGAGUUCACACAAGUUUAGUAUUUUUUCUGUUGCUUGUCUCUUUUCCAGCAGUAUUUAGUGGUAUUUUUUUUGUGAAGUCAGCUUUGCGAGCCUCUAAUCUAUUAGUUAGCGGUAUAUCCAUAUUGUGAUGUGCUCAUCUAGUUUAUACAUAGAUCUAUCCAUAUAUAUAUAUAUAUAUAUAUAUAUAUAUAUAUGAUGAAUAUCAAAAAAAAUACCAAGAGUUUGGUAUUUUAUGCGCAAUCGAGUGCGAAGAGCGCGCCUCUAGAUAGACAUCGAAAGCUAUAUACAUGUACCAUAUCCAAUCUGCAUGUUAUUGUACGGCAAUUGAGUAUUGGAAGAAGACAAACGACAACAACAACUGCCCGCAAUGCAAUCAACAAAUGAAAUUAGCUAAAGAGAAAAGUAAAUAAAAACACCAUUUAUAUAGCAUAUAUAUAUAUAUAUAUAUAUUUAUACA
Messenger RNA from Drosophila virilis, 1945 nucleotides. RefSeq names its product Tetraspanin 5D (gene Tsp5D). Gene Ontology annotation, cellular component: plasma membrane. Lineage: Eukaryota; Metazoa; Arthropoda; Insecta; Diptera; Drosophilidae. The record is from RefSeq and is a predicted model, not a curated record.